This is a messenger RNA of Bombus huntii, 817 nucleotides long. RefSeq names its product elongin-B (gene EloB). Gene Ontology annotation, biological process: transcription elongation by RNA polymerase II. Lineage: Eukaryota; Metazoa; Arthropoda; Insecta; Hymenoptera; Apidae. Gene Ontology annotation, cellular component: elongin complex; VCB complex. The record is from RefSeq and is a predicted model, not a curated record. Bases 163 to 516 code for a protein of 117 amino acids. Gene Ontology annotation, molecular function: protein binding. The transcript is spliced from 3 exons.
AACGUGUUUUAUAUGAUCGUGUUGUCCGUGAAUGUCUACCUUAUUUUAACUUUCUGCCUCUAACCUGAGGGACUGCAAGUAAACAAUAAUCAACAAAGCAGUAUUGUAAAAAAUCUAUAUAUUAAUUGUCCUUGUCAGUCUAAAUAUAUAGUUAAAUUCACAAUGGAUGUGUUUCUAAUGAUCCGACGAAAAAAUAUGACCAUAUUUACCGAUGCCAAGGAUAAUACCACAGUUCUUGAACUUAAAAAAAUUAUAGAAGGUAUAUUGAAAAUACCACCUGUGAAUCAACAGCUGUUCAAUAAGGACAAUGUUCCAAUGUCAGAUAGUAAAUUUUUAUCUGAUUAUGGACUAACAUCAGCAACUGCAAAACCACAAUGUCCUGCAUUAGUAGGAUUAGCUGUGCGUCAAGAAAAUGGUCAAUUUGAAGCAUUAGAGAUGACACCAUUUUCAUUACCACCUGAUUUACCAGAUGUUAUGAAAUCUCAAGAAGCCAAUGGACAAGAACAGUCACCUUGAAACAUUGUGAAACAAUUGAUGAUAAAGUGUUGAAUUCAAUACAAUUUUAUAAUUGUCAAAUAUUUCCAAAAAGGCUAACAGCUUAAGCGAACAUGAUGUGAAUAUUAGGUACAUACAACUUUAUACAAAUAUUAAAAGUGUCCUGAGGCUUUUUAACUUUAUUAAGUGAGAUUACUAUUAAUUUUUGAGACUAUUGUUAACUUUUUCGUUUUUGUUGUUUUCUUGUGAGCGAUAAUCAAGUGUCUUAUACUUGAUCAUUUGACUGAAAAAGAUAAUAAAAAGUAAAAUUUAUAAUCCAGUA